CCUAGUGUUGUUGUCCUUACUGCCUGUCCAGUACCCGAGGCACUUACGUACAUCAGGUGCAGCUUUAAGGGUGGCGCCCGACUGUCACCGACUCUCUCCAGAAUUGGCGGCGGACCAGGGUUUUUUUUUCCUUGUGAGGGGAAGCUCCCUGACAACCGAGCCCCCGCUGCGCCGGUCCCCCCCUCCUCGCAUCUCUUGUUGUCCAACCGCUCGGUCAGAGCGGCUGACGUGUGCAGCCCUGCCUGCCUGUCUGACUGUCUCCAAGGCAGGUCCACGUUUUGGGGGGGUGUGUAGGAAGGAACUGCAGAUGCUAGUUAUAAACCGAAGAUAUAGACACAAAACGCUGGAGUAAACUCAGCGAGGCAGGCAGCAUCUCUGGAGAGAAGGAAUAGAGAGACGCCAAGAAAACAGCCGGCGUGAGUUGGGAAACAGAAACACGGAUGACAUGUUGGAUCUCUCCUGAGCCGGGACCACAGGAGGAGUUUAGUUGUUCAACACAAAGCUCCUGGUCGGCGAUCGUAAGGUUCGGGAGCAGCUGGACUUUGCAGAUGUAGAAGCGAUGGAGUUAAGUUGCCACAAAGUGCCAAUAUAUGGGCAACUGUCCGUGUUGGCAGAGUUUGAAGAAACCUGUCUCUUACCAGAAAAUGUGGAGUUGUACUUUAUUUAUGAGGGGUCACGUCAGAUGCAUGUCACUAUGGCACAGAUACUGGAUGCUAGGACACUGAAGUCAGUUAUUCCAGGUCAUGAUAUUUUGGAAGAUGUUACAGUUUCUGCCUGCAUGUACACAGAGAGACACUUGUUAUCUAUCCUUGGAAGCAGUCAGAUAACCUACAUUCAGGAUGUUGUGUAUGAACUAGCUCAGGUUCUGAUUAGAAGUGUUGGCACAGUCACCUGCGGUAGUUACCUGGCACUGCUUGAACAAUUUGGCCUAACCAUCGAGGCAGCGCAGUCGUUGGAUGAGAAGAUAACGGCUGCCGCUGAACACAUAGAAUUACCUCCAUCUUGGAAUCUCCUUGGAAAUUGGCCGGAACAAGAGCUAAUUCCCAGGGAAACCUUGCUACAUGUUGCAGUGAGAUUAGGUCUUUAUAAAUUCUCGCAGUUUCUGCUGUGCAAACCUGGUGGAGUCCAAGCGGUUAUGGUGCCGAAUGAAGAAGGGGCAACACCUGUGGACUUGGCAAUGCAGAAUGGACUGCAGCACCUUGCCGAAUAUUUCAAAGAUCUUCUGAAUUCCCGCAUCACUCCCUCAACUGGAUUUUCUAAGACGUUUGGUGACAGCUACAUAUUGCAGAAAUGUCUUAAUGGACCAACCACCUAUAUAUUGACCAUGGAAAACACCAGAAGGCAAUCACUUGAGGCAGACAUUCUACUUCUGCAGAGAUAUAUACAAGAGAAUGCAAUGGUGGAUUUUCAGAGCAGUGCGAAUGUGAAGAAAUUGUUGUAUCUCCCUUCCACAGAAGAGGCUGACAGCGAAGUGGAAUCAGAUGAAGGAUCUUGUUUUGAGAUGCCUACCUGUGAAACUGAUCAGUCAUCAGGACACUUCGACGGGAAGGCCGGCAUUAAGCCUGUUAGCAUGGUGGAAGACCAAAGAAGUUCAUCACUGGAUGAAGUGCAUCAAAACUUACUGGAUACAGGUACUGGAGAUUGUUCAAUAUUUGAAAAUGAUGCACAAAUUUGGAAAGGAGCAUAG
Amblyraja radiata (thorny skate) is the source of this 1687-nucleotide messenger RNA. Its product is annotated as rho guanine nucleotide exchange factor 28. The transcript has 9 exons. Lineage: Eukaryota; Metazoa; Chordata; Chondrichthyes; Rajiformes; Rajidae. Gene Ontology annotation, biological process: regulation of Rho protein signal transduction. Bases 560 to 1687 code for a protein of 375 amino acids. The record is from RefSeq and is a predicted model, not a curated record.